Molecule: messenger RNA, 1088 nt
Organism: Chrysoperla carnea
Lineage: Eukaryota; Metazoa; Arthropoda; Insecta; Neuroptera; Chrysopidae
Product: gastrula zinc finger protein XlCGF8.2DB-like
Exons: 1
Coding region: 168-1061 (297 amino acids)
Biological process (GO): regulation of transcription by RNA polymerase II; central nervous system development
Cellular component (GO): nucleus
Molecular function (GO): RNA polymerase II cis-regulatory region sequence-specific DNA binding; DNA-binding transcription factor activity, RNA polymerase II-specific
Source: RefSeq, a predicted model, not a curated record
UGGAAAAGCAUGAAAAUUUUUAUAUUUGUCCUAUUUGUGGUGAAAUUUUUUUUAGUGAAUAUCCCUUAAAACAACAUAUCCUUAAACAUUCAGACAAAAUACCUUAUAAAUGUGAAAAAUGUAACGUACAAUUCAAAUAUCCAAAAACUUACGUAAGUCAUCUCAAAAUGCACGAAGAAUCUUACAUUUCAUCUCUUUGUGGUAACCAGUUUCCAAGUAAAAAACGUUUAGAACAACAUAGCCAGGAAUAUUAUAUUGAAAAAACGAAUAUUGAAGAAGACUGUGCAAAAUCUUUCAACUCAAGUUACAGGGAGUUAAAUAAUGCAAGUGAUGAUCGGUUUACUCCAAAUAAAUCGACAGAAACAACUUGUACAGAAAUUCUAACUAAAAAGAAAUAUUUAUGUGAAUACUGCGGACGUGACUAUAACGAUAUUUCAAAACUAAAUAUUCACAUUCGAACUCAUACCGGUGAAAAACCUUAUUCAUGUAAUGAAUGCAAUAAAUUAUUUACAAGUCAAUCCAAUAGGAACGAGCAUAUUCGAAUAACCCAUAAAAAAGAAAAACGCUAUAAAUGUACCCUUUGUGAGAAGACAUUCACAAUAUCAAAUUUGCUAAAACAACAUAUAAGGAUUCACAUGAAUGAUAAACCAUUCACAUGUGAUAUUUGUAAUCAAAAAUUCCGAGAAAAACACCAUUUAACACGACAUAAACUAGUACAUACCGGUGAAAAGCCAUUUUCAUGUAGUAUUUGUGAUAAACAGUUUAGACAAAACGAUACUUUACGAAAGCACAUGAGAACACAUACGGGGAAAAAAUGUACGUUUUGUGAGAAGAAAUUCACAACGUCCGAAAGAUUAAAAAAUCAUUUGAGGAUACAUACGAAUGAUAAACCAUUUGAAUGUGAUAUUUGUAAUCAAAAAUUUCGAUUAAAACAACAUUUAAUUCGACAUCAAUUCGUGCACACCGGUGAAAAACCAUUUUCAUGUAGUAUUUGUGAUAAAAAAUUUACACAAAAUAGUAAUUUACGGUCGCACAUGAGGACACAUACGGGGGAAAAAUAGUACGUGUGUUCGAUAUGUAGUAAAGUU